Colletotrichum abscissum is the source of this 318-nucleotide messenger RNA. RefSeq lists its product as uncharacterized. The record is from RefSeq and is a predicted model, not a curated record. The coding region runs from base 1 to 318 and encodes 105 amino acids. Lineage: Eukaryota; Fungi; Ascomycota; Sordariomycetes; Glomerellales; Glomerellaceae. The transcript is spliced from 3 exons.
AUGCCUGGGGAUGACUUGAGACAAAGUUCCAUUGCGAUCCUCGAUGUUCCCCUACGUGGCCUCGAUGUGAGUAAGCUCACACUCGAGAUCAUUGAGAAAGAGGAGGGGAAAGGGGAACAAGACCACAACCGCAAAGGCAGGCGAGAAGACGAAUACUGCAAAACGGCCUCCUUCUUUGCCUAUUAUUAUCGAGACCCAUGUAGAACAGCAUUUCAAGCGACUGUAGAAGACGUUGUUUGUCAACCACCUAUGUCGAAUUUCUCAGCUCUAGCCAUGAGAGAACAAUUCCAAUUACGCGGCUGCUCCUCUACCCUCUAA